AUGACGAGUAAUAAGCCUGUGCUGACGUUCGUGACUGGUAAUGCUAACAAGCUCAAGGAAGUAGUAGCCAUCUUGGGUGCCGAUUUCCCUUUUGAUCUGCGUAAUCAGGCUGUGAAUCUUCCAGAGCUGCAGGGUGAGCCAGCCGAUAUCGCCAAGGAAAAGUGUCGCCUUGCGGCCAAGCAGGUACAGGGUGCCGUAUUGGUGGAGGACACGUCAUUAUGCUUUAAUGCACUCAGUGGCUUACCCGGUCCAUAUAUCAAGUGGUUUUUGGAAAAGACGGGUCAUGAUGGACUGAAUAAUAUGUUGGCAGCCUAUGAGGACAAGUCCGCCUACGCCCAAUGUAUCUUUGCCUAUGCGUCCGUAGAUAUGGAGCCGCAGGUAUUUAUUGGUCAAACGCACGGGAAGAUCGUACCUGCUCGUGGGCCAAAUUCAUUUGGAUGGGACCCUAUUUUUCAACCUCAUGGAUAUGAACAGACGUAUGCUGAGAUGGAAAAGGUGACUAAAAACCAGAUCUCACACCGUUACAAGGCACUGGAAGUACUGAAAGCCCACCUUGUCAAACAUGAUGCUGACAAGUAA
Peronospora belbahrii is the source of this 579-nucleotide messenger RNA. NCBI's taxonomy places the organism in Eukaryota, Oomycota, Peronosporomycetes, Peronosporales, Peronosporaceae. The record is from the annotation of a GenBank genome assembly.